UUUGGACUUUUUGAGAACGCAAAUAUAUCCCGUUCUGUCGUGGUUGGUUCAAUUAUUCUUGUUGCCCAGCUUGAUGUUGUUGUUGUUCAUGUUUGUUUGUUUAUUUAUUUUGAAUUACUACGUUACGGUAGGAUCUAUUGGCAUUGACUUUUGCUUUUGCCUUGAAUGAUUCUUCACAGAAGAUCCGCUUUCUUGUUGAGUCGUCUUUUACUGGUCUUACGAGUUAGUCCAAUGACUAUGUCCAAGGAAGCCUGCAGUAUGGCUGAUAAAUUCCCCUCCAGCAUUCGUGACUUCGGAUACGUGUUUAACAGCGAAGGAAAGUUACGCAAAAUAGAUCCUGCAACAGGUGAAGCUGGCAGUGAGCCGUUUGAAUUCAAUGUAAGCUCUGAUCCGGCAUACAACCAGAAGCGUUAUGAAGCUCUUGGAGAGCUCAUUACACCAUAUGUUUAUCAACUUUUGAGUGAUGAUGUGGGCCUGAAGAAACUUCCAGUUCCCGACAGUCAGGACCCUUCAACAUUCAUUUUUGCCACUGAGGAUGCCCUCUCCAAUCCUGACAAGCUUAUGGUACUCAUUCAUGGAAGCGGUGUUGUGAGGGCCGGCCAGUGGGCACGGAGCCUUAUCAUUAAUGACUGUCUUGAUUCUGGAACUCAAAUUCCAUACAUUCAGCGAGCUAUAGCGCAGGGAUAUGGAGUACUUGUUUUGAAUACUAAUGACAACAAGCGUACCAUUAAUGGGAAAGUUGUUACUAUCAAGGGUAGCAGUGACCCAUUAGAACAUGCAAAUUGGGUUUGGGAAAAUUAUGUAACUAAGGCAAAGGCUAAAAAGAUAGCUGUUGUAGCGCAUAGUUUCGGUGGUGUUUGUGCUGUGGAAUUGGCUAGUGCUUAUUUUGACGAUUUUAAAUCUAGAGUAUUUGCUGUUGCGCUUACUGAUUCAGUGCAUCAAAUGAGAGGGCAAAGGUUGAAAACUGAAGUAAAGGAGUAUCUCUAUUCAGUUGGUCGAAACUGGGUCUCAAGUGGAUUACCUUUGGACAAAGUAGUAGAGGAUUACAAGAAGUCUGAUAUUAUUUCAGUUUCUGCAGGUCACAGGAAACAUGAAAUGACAUCUUGGUCCUGCAUAGAAUCUCUCUUCAAGUUUCUACAAAAUAACUAUGAACCUGUUAGUUAAGGAAAUUUUUUCAAUGAGCUUGGUCAAAAUAAAAAUGUUGUCCUUCUCCUCUUA
Thrips palmi is the source of this 1218-nucleotide messenger RNA. Its product is annotated as FAM172 family protein homolog CG10038. The record is from RefSeq and is a predicted model, not a curated record. Gene Ontology annotation, molecular function: siRNA binding. The transcript has 8 exons. The coding region runs from base 166 to 1164 and encodes 332 amino acids. Gene Ontology annotation, biological process: regulatory ncRNA-mediated heterochromatin formation. Lineage: Eukaryota; Metazoa; Arthropoda; Insecta; Thysanoptera; Thripidae. Gene Ontology annotation, cellular component: nucleus.